Didymodactylos carnosus is the source of this 6178-nucleotide messenger RNA. The record is from the annotation of a GenBank genome assembly. Lineage: Eukaryota; Metazoa; Rotifera; Eurotatoria; Philodinida; Philodinidae.
CCUUCUUUGGUAUCAAUUGUGAAUUUUUACUGAAAAUUGCACAUUAUACUAAGAGUAUUAUCACAUUUACAAUAUUUUUGUGGUGAGCACCGAUCUUUGUGAGAGAGUGAUGUACAUCGCACGUUGCCAUUGGUUUUAAUUCACCGAUGAAAAUAAUUUAUUUUAAGCUUUUUUCCUCAUUUAAUUAUCAGGGACGAACUACUUUUCUUUUCGGAAAUGCAUGAUGUUUUAUUUCCGUUGUUCGGAUAGAAUUGUGCGUGUCAUAUGCUGCAGGACAAGAUAGAUCUUUCCAUUUUCGAGAUGAAAAUUUUGCCUACUCUUUUCAAACCAACUUUCAUUUGUUCUUCUGUAUUUUAGCGCUUUCUUUGUUUUUAAUUGAUAUGAUACAGUAAUUAAAUAUCGAUUCGAUAUCUCAACAAUAACGAAAUCCGCAUGGCUUCAAAAAAUGAUGAAACAUGUGUUACGGGGUAAGUUAUUGUUUAUUGUUAAAUAUGAAAUUUAACAAUUUUAUAUGUGUUUCUUCUUUAGAAAUGAUGAUAACAUUGAUAUAUCCGUCUAUUUGGAUACAUUACUAAAUGAACAACAAAUACAUGUUGCAUUAACACAAUUAUUUCAAAAACCAAAAUUAAUUAAUUAUUUAUUUACAAAUGAGCAAAUGGGAAAUAAUGUUUUAUUAAUCGAAAAAUUUUUAAAAUUUUUAAAUAGAAUACAAUUCUCAUCAUCAAAUCAACGUCAAAAUUUAGUUAAAUUAGUUAUUAAAUUACCAGGAUCAAAAUUAUUAACAUAUAUUUAUGAUUACUUAAAAUCAUUAACAAACACAUCCAAAAUAACAACAACAACAUUAGUAAAAUAUGAUUAUUUAGAAUAUAUAAACAAUAUGCUUUUAUUUUUAUUAGAAAUAAAUCCCAUUUGUCGACAAGAACUUGAAUCGUCGGGAAUAUUUGAUCGACUUAAAAUAAUAUCAGAUAAUUGUCAAGAUGAAGAAGUUCAAUUUAAUAUCAUAAAGUUAAUUAGUUUAGUUGACAAAUUACGUCAGGAUCAAGAAAAAUUAGUAUCAGAACAUACAGAGAAACAAUCUCGUUUUAAUCGUGAUGAUGAACCACCCGAUGAUUUUCAUCAAUUGUCUAUUUAUCCAACAUUGGAUGAAAUAUUUCAAAAUCAAGAUGUUUAUUUAAGACGAAAUAUUACACAUGGUACAUAUAAAAAUGGUACACAUUAUUUAGACAUACAUUUUCGUUUGUUACGUGAAGACUUUUUAUCUCCGUUACGUGAAGCAAUUAAUGAAUAUAUUAAUGGUGAUAGUGAUAGUACAUCAUUUUAUAAUUCAAAUGUACGAUUAUAUGAAAAUGCUAUAUUAUCUGGAUGUUUAUGUGCAUCAACCGGUAUUCUAUUUUCUAUUAUUAUUGAUUUACAAGCACUAUCAAAAUCAAUUAAUUGGUCCCAUUCACGACGUUUAAUAUAUGGAAAUUUAUUAGUAUGUAGUUAUGAUGAUUUUGAUAAGAGCUGUUUUUUAUUAAGUGUUGAAGAUCGUUCAAAUAUUGAUCAUGAUGGAUGUAUUUAUGUACGAUGUCAAAAAGAAUUAUGUGAUCAAUCAAUGAUGAAAAUACCGGUUGGAACAAAAUUAACAAUACUUGAAACAACAGCUUAUUUUGAAGCAUAUCGACCGGUAUUACAAGCAUUACAAAAUAUUAAAGAUGAUCAGAUACCAUUAGGAGAAUAUUUAUUAGAAUGUAAAACAGAUAUAUCGUUACCAAAAUAUUUUGAAAAUAAUUCUUUAAUUGACUUUACAAAAAUUGUUGAUAAUAAUCAUAGUGAUUUUGAUCGAUCUAUUAGUAAUAUUAAAGAUAUUUCAACAUGGCCAACAGCAAAACAAUUAGAACUUGAUAAUUCACAAUAUGAAGCUUUACAUUUAGCUUUAACAAGUGCUGUAGCAUUAAUACAAGGUCCACCUGGUACUGGAAAAACAUUUAUUGGUGUUAAACUAACAGAAAUACUUUAUCAUAAUCGUGAACGUAUUGUUGGAUGUCAAAAACCAAUAUUAAUGAUUUGUUAUACGAAUCAUGCAUUAGAUCAAUUUUUAUCUAGUAUAAUACAAAAAUUACAAAUAACACCAGCAUCAGGUGAUAUUAUACGUGUUGGUGGACGAAGUAAACAUCCAGAAAUUGAACCAUUUCUAUUACAAAAUAUUCGUAAAGAUAAAAAAGAUUUAAUUAAAAUUUAUAAUGAAGAAUUAUCAAUGUCCUAUGAAAUAUUAAGAGUGAUAACAGAAAAAAUUGAACAUAUUAACGAACAAUUACGUUUAUGUAGUCAAAAAUUAUUAACCUAUCAACAAUUAUUAACUAUUAUUAAUAAAGAACAAUUUUUAAAUUUAAUUGAACCAAUUAUAACACAAUUAGACAUAUAUAAGUAUCAUUGGAAUCAACCUACACUAGGAAGAUAUUGUUGUGAAAAACAAGAGAGUGAUGUUGAUAGCAAUCAUACUGAUGAUAGUAGUGUUGACGACAAGGAUGACGCUGAAGAUUAUCUAACAGCUAUUUUAGAUCAAGUUAAAAUUAAUCAUAAAUUUGAUCAACCAUUAGAUGCUCUUUCUAAAACAAUACAAAGUGAUCAAAAACUGUCCAAUGAAGAAAUAGAAGAACGUAGACAAAAUCGCGUAAAUUGUGAAAAAUUAAAUAAAUUAUCACCAAAAGAUACCGAGAUCGUUAAUGAUAUUAUUACAGAAUGGUUUACAAUGCAAAAAAGAUUCAUAGAUUCUACGAUGUCAGCAACAUCAACAUAUGGAAUUGUUAAUGAAUAUUUGGAUCAAAAUGAAGAAUUGGACAACGAUGGAUAUAGUAGAGCUGGAAAGAAGAAACGAAAAAAAGACAAUUCACUUUUAAAAGAUAUUACAGCACCAAUUACAACAAUAACCACUACACAACAAAAGUUAACUACUGAAGACGAUUUAAUUGCUGAUGUUGAAGAUGAAGAAGAAAUGCGUCGAUUAGAAAAUGAAAUCCCAGUUUAUUUUAAUUUUGCACAGAUAUCAAAUCAUAAUAAAAAUAAAAAUAAAAAGCGACAAGGACAAGAAACAUCCGCACAAGGUUUAUUUGAUGCAUCAACUGAUCAAAAACAUUUAAACUUUUUACAACAAUUAUUAAAUAAAAAUAAACAAAUUAUGACAGAUGAUGAAGUGAAAAAAAUAAGUAAUUUAUGGUCAUUAUCAAAAAUAAAACGUCAACAAUUAUAUCGUUAUUGGUUAAGUAAAUAUGCACAAUUAUUAGCAGAUCAAUGGUUAACAUUAAUGAUACAAUAUGGUAAAACGUUGGAAGUAAUGCAAGAUUUAUGGUUACAAAGUGAUUAUCAUUAUAUGAAAAACGCGUUUAUUGUAGCUAUGACGACACAUUGUGCUGCCAGAUAUCAAAAAGUUUUGAAACAAAUUCAAUCACAUAUUAUUAUGGUUGAAGAAGCGGCAGAGGUAUUUGAAUCACAUAUUGUUACAUCAAUUGGUUCACAGUGUGAACAUUUAAUAUUAAUUGGUGAUCAAAAUCAACUUCGUCCACAAAAUAAUGUUUACUUAUUAGCAAAAAAUUAUGAUUUAGAUGUAUCAUUAUUUGAACGUUUAAUUAAAAAUAAAUUACCAUCAAAACAGUUACAAGUACAACAUCGUUCAAUUCCAACAAUAUCUAUAUUAAUGAAACAUUUUUAUGAUAAUGCUUUAAUUAAUCAUGAAACAGUGUUAAAUCGUCCUUCAAUUAAUGGUGUUACAUAUCCAUUAUAUUUUAUUGAUCAUAAUCAUUUUGAAGAAUCUGUAGCUGAUGGUCAAUCAAAACGAAAUACAUUUGAAGUCGAUUAUUUAUUAAGUUUUUCACAAUAUUUAAUUAAUCAAGGUUAUAAAACAAAUCAAAUAACAAUUCUGACAACAUAUUUAGGACAGCGACAUUUAAUACAAAAAAAAAUUGUACAACAACAUUCAACAUUGAAAGGAAUUUCUGUUACAACGAUUGACAAUUAUCAAGGUGAAGAAAAUUGUAUUAUUUUGUUAUCAUUGGUCCGUAGUAAUAAAGAAAAGAAAAUUGGAUAUUUGGCAAUUAAAAAUCGUAUAUGUGUAGCAUUAUCUCGUGCUCAAAAUGGUUUAUAUGUUAUUGGCAAUUUCACAAUGUUAGCUGAAGCUAAUAAUACAUGGAAACAAAUUAUUCAACAAAUUCGUGAAUCUAAUUUACUUGGAAACGGUGUACCGGUUUAUUGUCCGAAUCAUGUCAAUAAUGCAGCAGUAUGUAUUCGUCCUGGUGAUUUUAGUCAACGAAAAUUAGGUGGUUGUAAUUUAAAAUGUGAAACACGCUUACAAUGUGGACAUAUUUGUCCAUAUACAUGUCACGCUGAUGGUAUUAAACAUGAUGAUAUUAUAUGUAAAAAAUUAUGUUUAAAAUCAUAUGAUGAUUGUCAACAUCAUUGUCAAAAAACAUGUCAUUAUUCAAUAAAUAAUAAUGAUGAAUCAAAACAUCUGUGUCCACCAUGUACAGAAGAAAUACCAUUUAAAAUGGUAAAUUGUGAACACACAUGUAAUUUACCAUGUUUUAUGAAAAAAGCAAAUAAAAUAGAAUGUGCAAUACAAGUACAAUAUACAUGUACAAAUGGACAUACAGUUUAUGUACGAUGUUGUGAUUUGCGAUUAAAUGAACAUGAUCAAUUGUGUAAUCAUCCAUGUGAUUCAAUUUUAGCCUGUGGACACAAAUGUUGUGGUACGUGUAGUACAUGUUUAUCGGGACGAUUACAUCAGCCAUGCAAUCAGGAACAAAUUGUUGUCUAUUUUUGUGGUCAUUCAGAAAAAACUCCAUGUGGUGAACUUUUCGGAAAAUGUAUGGAACGUUAUUUUAAAUUAUGUGAUCAUACGGAUAUACCACCAGAGCGUACACGUUCGUUACAAUGUGAUAUUCAUGAAUGUAAUCGUUAUUGUUUGUCAAAAUGUAAACAUAGUCGAUGUAGUCGACGUUGUUAUGAUUUAUGUGAUCGUGAUAAAUGCGAUCUCAAAUGUGGACGAAAAUUUCCAUGUGGACAUUAUUGUAAUGGUAUAUGCGGAGAACCUUGUUUACAAUGUUUAAUUUGUAAUAGACAAGAUUUACCACAUUCGGUGACAAAACAUUUGGCAAAAAAUAAUAUUCGUACUGCAACAUUUGUUGAAUUAGAAUGUCAUCAUAUUAUAUUAACGGAAGAAAUUGAUCAACAUGUUGAGACUUUUAAACAACAAAGAAAAAGUGUUGAAGAUAUCAGACAUGUGUUCAGAGCACAUUUUUUACCAAAUGGUUUUUUUAUUAUUGAUUAUCCACGAUGUCCACAAUGUUCUUAUCCAAUUGUGCGUGUAAAACGAUAUGUAUCACUUAUAAAACGUAUACAUUUGUUAAUACGUACAGCAUUACCGUCUUUUGAAUCGACGACAAUCACUGAUCGAUUAAUUAUUCGAGAUAAUAUUAAGGAAACUGAAUGUUUACCAACUGAUAUUAGAGUAUUAUUAACAGUUAAUCAUGAUAAUCAUAGACGAAAAAUUUAUUAUAAACAAUUUCUUCAUAUGUGUACACUCUAUAACACAUUACCCGAUAAUGUUAAACAAGAAGUUAAUAAAUGUUUAAAAAGUUUAUUUAGUAUUAUUGAACGAAAAAAAAGUGUAUGGUUAACAAAACAACAAUGGUUAGAUUUAGAAAGUGAAUAUAAUCGUUUAUUAUUUUUAUCACAAUUAAAAGAUAUCAGAUAUUUAGCUGAAUUAGAAUAUUUUAAAUAUGAUAAUGAAAAUAACAAUAAAAAUGAUACAAUUAAUGUAUUAUCAACAAUAAUUGAAACUCAAGGUAUUCAAUUUAAUAAAGAUAAUUAUCAAAUAUGUAUUGAAUUAUUACAUAAUAAUAAUUUAAUGAGUAGUACAAAAUUAGAAUGGACAUCAUUAUUUAUAUAUUGUAAAACAAUGAAUGAUUUUGAAAAAGAUAGACAAACGUGUGAUCAAAAAUGGAUUAUUUGUCCAAAAGGCAAACAUCUAAUCUGGACUGCAAAAUCAUCAACAGAAGAAAUAGAUCAACUGACAUGUGCCGAAUGUACAAAGAAAGAACCCGAAAUAACAACAACAUCAUCAUUUUCAUCCUCGCGUGGAAGAGGACGAAAUAUUCGUACAGGACGUGGAGGUGGAUUCGCACGACGAGUAGAUUUCUCUUGA